This is a messenger RNA of Anopheles coluzzii, 1296 nucleotides long. It is a transcript of the gene Vps36, whose product is annotated as vacuolar protein-sorting-associated protein 36. The record is from RefSeq and is a predicted model, not a curated record. Gene Ontology annotation, molecular function: ubiquitin binding; phosphatidylinositol-3-phosphate binding. NCBI's taxonomy places the organism in Eukaryota, Metazoa, Arthropoda, Insecta, Diptera, Culicidae. Gene Ontology annotation, biological process: protein transport to vacuole involved in ubiquitin-dependent protein catabolic process via the multivesicular body sorting pathway. Gene Ontology annotation, cellular component: late endosome membrane; ESCRT II complex. The coding region runs from base 97 to 1287 and encodes 396 amino acids. The transcript is spliced from 2 exons.
AAACAAACAAGUAUGUUAUCAUUCCAUUCUGUAGCAAAUGCACAUACAGUGUGCCUUUUGGAAAAGCGAUACAUCUAUUCUGUACAGAGCUGAAAAAUGAAUCGUUUUGAAUACUGCCAGGCACGACUCUUCGAGAACGAAUCGUUUGUGGCAAAGGAUCGCAACAUUAAGCUGUAUGACGGUGAUGAAAAGACCAACUAUGAAGACGGCGAAGUUGUUCUGACUAGCCAUCGUUUGCUGUGGGGACGUAACGGAGAAAUCGCAAGGGGAGGCAGCUGCUUGGCAUUGAAACUGAAAUAUGUCCUGUCUGUGGAUGAAGAGGAAGCAAGUUCGAUGUUGUUUGGACGGAAGAAACGCAUAAUUCUACGCCUAGGCAGCUUAGCGUCGGAUAAAAUGCCUGGGCCCAUGGAUCAUAGCUGUUCAACUUUUGUGAAACUAUCUGGCCGCAAUGGUGUGGAGGUGGCUUUUGUUCAGGCACUUCACUCAACUUUAUCCGCCCGUAUCUGGAUUGUGUCGGAUGAUGGGGAGCAGGCCCAGUCGAGCCAGUCCGACGCAUCGGCUGCUGGACCCAGCGCAGACGCAAGCCGCCGCCAGUUGCGUAUUGGCAUAGUUGGCAUUGAGCGGAAUUUAGCCGAAAAGCAAAAGCAAACAGAUGCCAAUAUCAACAUGGCCUUCAAAGACCUUGGUCGACUAAUGGCUAUGGCGAAAGAUAUGGUGGCUAUUACGAACGUUGUCAGUGCAAAAAUACGCGAACGCCAGGGUGAAAUAUCGGAGGACGAAACGGUUCGUUUUAAAUCGUAUUUAUUGAGCCUCGGCAUUGACGAUCCAGUCACGCGAGAUGGCACACGCAGCAAUUCGGAAUAUUUCCUAAAACUUUCGAGACAGCUUUGCGAGAUGUUGCUCGAUCCCAUCACCGAGGCUGGAGGAAUGAUGUCGCUAGCUGACGUUUACUGUCGUGUUAAUAGGGCCCGUGGACUGGAACUGCUAUCACCCGAAGACUUGCUAGAAGCGUGUCGGCUGCUCACGGGCCCUAUCAAGCUUCGCGAAUUUCCCAGCGGUGCCAUUGUACUGCAGCUUGAAUCGCACGACGAUGCGCUGAUAUCGCAGCGCACGCUGGAACUGGUGGAGCAGAAUGUGUCCAUGAGCCCGGACGAGCUGGCGCGUCUUGAAUGUAUUUCGCUGUUAUUAGCACGCGAGCGACUGCUAACCGCAGAAGGCUUUGGUCAGCUUUGCCGCGACGAGUCGGUCGAAGGAUUGCGGUUCUAUACAAAUAAAUUUAUUCAUUGACCAACGCAA